Messenger RNA from Impatiens glandulifera, 582 nucleotides. RefSeq names its product protein DMP2-like. The record is from RefSeq and is a predicted model, not a curated record. Gene Ontology annotation, biological process: endomembrane system organization. Bases 1 to 582 code for a protein of 193 amino acids. The transcript has a single exon. Lineage: Eukaryota; Viridiplantae; Streptophyta; Magnoliopsida; Ericales; Balsaminaceae.
AUGGCUAACAUUAUCCAUAUAAGCAAAAGAAGCAAGAUGGAAAUCACAUUUGGUAGUGUCGGCAACUUGCUCAAGCUCCUCCCGACCGGAACCGUCAUCGCCUUCGAGUCACUAAGCCCCGUCCUUUCCAACAAUGGAAACUGUCGUCCCCUCCAAAAAUACUUCAUUGUCGUCUUCAUUACCCUCUUCGGUCUCUUUUGUUUCAUCUCAACUUUCACCGACAGUUACAAAUUAAGCAAUGGUAAAAUCCAUUAUGUCUUUGCAACUUUCAAAGGAAUUUGGCCUUCUCCUCAAGAUAUUGCUAUAAAUUCAGCCAGUUACAAAAUCAAGUUUGUGGAUUUUUUUCACGCCUUUUUCUCGUUGACUGUUUUCGCUGUCUUGGCUCUCUUGGACUCGAAUACGGUAGGAUGUUUAUAUCCGAGCUUUCGGUCGAACCAGAAGAAGUUACUCAUGGCACUGCCUCCCGUCAUUGGAGCGUCUUCCGCAAUCAUUUUAGCUGUUUUAUUUCCUAAGAACCGACAAGGUAUAGGGUACCCUUCUAAUUCAAACAAGUUCUCCGAUAAUACCAACCACCUAGGGUAA